ACUUCUCAACAGCGUUCAAGAUCAAGAUCUUGUAAAUACGAAAAUAAAUUCAUCAGUCUCACACGGAGAUGAGACAGUCCGCACGACUGUCCGUGAUUGUUAUAUAGAAAAAAAAUGUCAGCGCCAUGUUUUACACCUUUCCUGAAACAAUGUUUGGUGACGGGUGGAGUGGCACUCAACAUGGCAGGCAUGGGACUGGUGUUGGGACUCUCCACCGUGCUACUCCCGCAGCUGAGGGCACCAGACUCGACUAUACAAAUAGAUGACUCCUCGGGAUCUUGGAUAGCCGCCAUUCCUGGAUUUUCAAUCAUUGUUGGAAAUUUCAUAGUGCCUUCUAUAAUGACCAAGUUCGGAAGAAAAAUAGCAAUACUCACUACUGUAGCCAUAUCAACCAUUGGAUGGUUGUGCAUCGUGUUAUCUAAUAGCGUCGAGUUCAUGAUCGCCGCCAGAUUCUUACAAGGCAUCUCAAUUGGAAUGAUCACAAUUUUAGGCCCAGUUAUAAUCGGCGAAUGUACCAGUCCCAAAAAUCGUGGAUCAUUUUUGAUGACUAUAUCAUUGUCUAUAGGUUUUGGUGUAUUAUUAAUACAUACUAUAGGAAUUUAUUUGCAUUGGAAAACAACUUCUUAUAUAUGUAUAGCUUUUGUUUUAUUAGAUUUAUUUAUUGUAUUAUUAACACCAGAGACUCCAAGUUGGUUAUCAAGUCAAGGUAGAUACAGUGAAUGUAGAAAAGUAUUUAGAUCUUUAAGAGGUGACGCUGAAGAGGCAGAAUUAGAGAAAAUGAUAGAAGCAGAUAUCGCUAUAGAUAAAGAAAGGGAGACUGGAGAUGAGCCUAAAACGUUUGUUGAUAAAAUGAAAUCUAAUUUCCAUUACUUAAAAGUUACAGUAAAGGAAAGAGCAUUCUGUAGACCUAUAUUUAUAAUGUUGCACAUUUACACAAUGGCACAAUGGAGUGGAGUCAACAUAGUAACAUCGUAUACGUUAGAUUUAGUACUCCGCGUUAUAGGAAAUGACGUCGACGUUGCAGCAAUGGUAAUAUCCAUUGAUAUACAAAGACUAAUUUCAAGCACAAUCAGUUUGAUCAUAAUAAAGAAGAUUCGAAGAAGGCUGCUCAUAUUCAUAACAGUAACUUUGAAUAUAAUAACGUUCCUAGUUUUAGCGGGAUAUACGUACGGGAAAGAGAAUAAUUUGCUGCCAUACGAUAGUCCUCACAUUGGUAUUGUAUUAGUUCAUGUACACGUCUUCUCUAUAGUAACAGGAGCUUUACCUUUAUCAUAUGUGCUAUCUGGUGAACUGUAUCCUAUGCAAUACAAAGGUUUGUGUGGUGGAAUCAGUUCAUUAUUUAUGUCAAUAAAUGUUUUUCUUGUCGUUAAAACUAUACCAGUUCUGUUCAGCUCAUUAGGCUUUCCAUUAACAUAUUUAUUGUACGGAUGUGUAGUUGGGUAUUGCUUAUUUAUAGUAACCAUAUUCUUGCCAGAAACGAAAGAUAGAACAUUGCAAGAUAUUGAAGAAGAACUGAGGGGAAGAAAAUCUUUGCCUCAAUAAACUUAUUUAGAGAAAGCAAUUGUGGAAUUGUUUAUAUUUAUGGCUGUGAUUUGUGAUAAUAAUCAAUUGCUGACAGCCGGUCCUGUCGUGAACAUGGUGCUAAAAUUAGGCAAAUAAAAAAAGAAAAACAAUUAGUUCAUAUGUAAAAUAAUAUUUGUAUAUAUUUA
Molecule: messenger RNA, 1709 nt
Organism: Achroia grisella
Lineage: Eukaryota; Metazoa; Arthropoda; Insecta; Lepidoptera; Pyralidae
Product: facilitated trehalose transporter Tret1-like
Exons: 3
Coding region: 115-1542 (475 amino acids)
Biological process (GO): transmembrane transport
Cellular component (GO): membrane
Molecular function (GO): transmembrane transporter activity
Source: RefSeq, a predicted model, not a curated record